This is a messenger RNA of Emys orbicularis (European pond turtle), 4868 nucleotides long. It is a transcript of the gene ARHGAP5, whose product is annotated as Rho GTPase activating protein 5. Gene Ontology annotation, molecular function: GTPase activator activity; GTPase activity; GTP binding. The record is from RefSeq and is a predicted model, not a curated record. Gene Ontology annotation, cellular component: cytosol. Gene Ontology annotation, biological process: regulation of cell size; Rho protein signal transduction. The transcript is spliced from 8 exons. The coding region runs from base 348 to 4868 and encodes 1506 amino acids. Lineage: Eukaryota; Metazoa; Chordata; Testudines; Emydidae.
AGACCGUCCCGGGAAUGCUACUACCCCCGCCGCCGCGGAGGAGCCGGAUCCCGACCGCGCGAGAUCCCUCAAGGAAGGACUCAUUGAAGGAGAUAGUUUAAAUGUGUGACAUCACUGCAGGGAAAUCCCUGCAAGUUAACCAUCUUCUUGCUUGGUACCUUGCUUCUAUCAGGGACGAUGAUUCACCUAAUCCUGAAUAUGUAAGCUCUCAUGGUGAUGGAGGAAACAAGAAAAACUGAAAAUUAAUCCUGGAGACGAGGAGAUACAAUUUUAAUUUGAAGAGUUUUUUUCAGAAUGAAAACCACAUUCAGUUAUCUUGAUGAGUGCAGAAGGACGAGAAGAAAGUUAUGAUGGCUAAAAACAAAGAGCCUCGUCCCCCAUCCUAUGCUGUUAGUGUGGUUGGACUAUCUGGAACUGAAAAAGACAAAGGUAAUUGUGGAGUUGGAAAGUCAUGUUUGUGCAAUAGGUUUGUGCGUUCGAAAGCAGAUGAAUAUUAUCCUGAGCAUACCUCUGUGCUUAGCACAAUUGACUUUGGAGGACGAGUUGUUAAUAAUGAUCAUUUUUUGUACUGGGGUGACGUAACACAAAGCAGUGAGGACGGAAUAGAAUGCAAAAUUCAUGUAAUUGAACAGACUGAGUUCAUUGAUGAUCAGACUUUCUUGCCUCAUCGGAGUACGAAUUUACAACCAUAUAUAAAACGGGCAGCUGCCUCCAAAUUGCAGUCAGCAGAAAAAUUAAUGUACAUUUGCACAGAUCAGCUAGGCUUGGAGCAAGACUUUGAGCAAAAACAAAUGCCUGAAGGGAAACUGAACAUAGAUGGCUUUUUAUUAUGCAUUGAUGUUAGCCAAGGAUGCAAUAGGAAAUUCGAUGAUCAACUUAAAUUUGUGAAUAAUCUCUAUAUCCAGCUCUCAAAAUCUAAAAAACCUAUAAUAAUAGCAGCAACUAAAUGUGAUGAAUGUGUGGAUCAUUAUCUACGAGAGGUUCAGGCAUUUGCUUCAAAUAAAAAGAACCUUGUGGUAGUGGAAACAUCAGCAAGAUUCAAUAUCAACGUUGAGACAUGUUUUACUGCACUGGUACAAAUGAUGGAUAAAACUCGUGGCAAACCUAAAAUAAUUCCGUAUUUGGAUGCCUAUAAGACACAGAGACAACUUGUUGUUACUGCAACAGAUAAAUUUGAAAAACUUGUGCAAACUGUGAGAGACUAUCAUGCAACUUGGAAAAUGGUUAGUAAUAAACUGAAAAAUCAUCCUGAUUAUGAGGAGUACAUACAUUUGGAAGGAACAAAAAAGGCCAAAAAUACAUUUUCAAAACACAUAGAGCAGCUUAAACAGGAACAUAUAAGAAAAAGAAGAGAAGAAUAUAUUAAUACACUACCAAGAGCUUUUAACACAUUGCUGUCAAACCUUGAUGAGAUUGAACACCUGAACUGGUCAGAAGCCCUGAAGUUAAUGGAGAAAAGACCAGACUUCCAACUUUGUUUUAUUGUGUUAGAAAAAACACCAUGGGAUGAAACUGACCAUAUAGACAAAGUGAAUGAUAGGAGGAUACCAUUUGACCUUCUCAGUACAUUAGAAGCUGAAAAAGUCUAUCAAAACCAUGUACAGCAUCUUAUAUCUGAGAAGAGGAGGGUUGAAAUGAAGGAGAAGUUCAAAAAAACUCUUGAGAAAAUACAGUUCAUUUCACCUGGGCAGCCAUGGGAAGAAGUUAUGUGCUUUGUAAUGGAGGAUGAAGCGUUCAAAUAUAUCACUGAUGCGGACAGUAAAGAAGUAUAUAGUAGGCAUCAGAGGGAAAUAGUUGAAAAAGCCAAAGAGGAGUUUCAGGAAAUGCUUUUUGAACAUUCGGAACUGUUCUAUGACCUAGAUCUUAAUGCAACACCCAGUUCAGAUAAAAUGAGUGAAAUUCAUGCAGUUCUGAGUGAAGAGCCUAGAUACAAAGCUUUACAGAAACUUGCACCUGAUAGAGAAUCUCUUCUUCUUAAACACAUAGGAUUUGUUUAUCAUCCCACUAAAGAAACUUGUCUCAGUGGCCAAAAUUGCAUGGACAUUAAAGUAGAGCAGUUACUUGCCAAUAGUCUUUUGCAGCUUGACCAUGGUCGCUUAAAUUUGUACCAUGAUAGAGCCAAUAUUGAUAAAGUUAAUCUUUUCAUUUUGGGUAAAGAUGGUCUUGCGCAAGAGUUGGCAAAUGAGAUUCGGACACAAUCCACUGAUGAUGAAUAUGCCUUAGAUGGAAAAAUAUAUGAACUAGAUCUUAGGCCAGUUGAUGCAAAGUCACCUUACCUUUUAAGUCAGUUAUGGACCUCUGCCUUUAAACCACAUGGAUUUUUCUGUGUGUUUAACUCUAUUGAAUCCCUCAAUUUUAUUGGAGAAUGCAUUGGAAAAAUAAGGGCUGAAGCAUCUCAGAUAAGGAGAGACAAGUAUAUGGCUAGUCUUCCAUUUACAUUAAUAUUGGCUAAUCAGAGAGACAGCAUUAGCAAAAACCUACCUAUUCUGAGACACCAAGGUCAGCAAUUAGCCAAUAAGUUACAGUGUCCUUUUGUAGAUGUGCCUGCUGGUACAUAUCCACGUAAAUUUAAUGAAGCUCAAAUAAAGCAAGCUCUAAGGGGAGUGCUGGAAGCAGUUAAACACAAUUUGGAUGUUGUAAGCCCAGUUCCCACCAUUAAAGAUCUGUCAGAAGCUGACUUGAGAAUUGUGAUGUGUGCCAUGUGUGGAGAUCCAUUUAGUGUGGAUCUUAUUCUUUCACCCUUCCUUGACUCUCACUCCUGUAGUGCUGCUCAGGCUGGCCAGAAUAACUCUUUAAUGCUUGAUAAAAUUAUAGGUGAAAAAAGGAGGCGAAUACAGAUAACAAUAUUAUCAUACCAUUCUUCAAUUGGUGUAAGGAAAGAUGAACUAGUUCAUGGGUAUAUACUAGUUUAUUCUGCUAAAAGGAAGGCAUCCAUGGGAAUGCUUCGGGCAUUUCUUUCAGAAGUACAGGACACUAUUCCUGUCCAGUUGGUGGCUGUAACUGAUAGCCAGGCAGAUUUUUUUGAGAAUGAAGCUAUCAAGGAAUUAAUGACUGAAGGAGAACAUAUAGCAACAGAGAUUACUGCUAAAUUUACAGCUUUAUAUUCUUUAUCUCAGUAUCAUCGUCAGACUGAGGUUUUCACAUUGUUCUUCAGUGAUGUAUUAGAGAAGAAAAACAUGAUUGAAAAUUCCUAUAUGUCUGAUAGCACCAGAGAAUCAACACAUACAAGUGAAGAUGUUUUCCUGCAGUCUCCCAGAGGAAAUUCUCUUGCAUAUAAUUACUACCCGGAUUCAGAAGAUGAUACGGAAGCACCACCCCCCUACAGCCCAAUUGGAGAUGAUGUGCAGUUGCUCCCGACACCUAGCGAUCGUUCAAAAAAUCGAUUAGACAUGGAAGGAAAUGAGUAUCCUGUUCAUAGCACACCACUCAACUGUCAUGACCAUGAGCGCAACCACAAAGUACCUCCUCCUAUAAAACCCAAGCCGCUUGUACCUAAGGGAAAUGUGAAAAAACUGGAUCCAAACCUUCUAAAAACAAUUGAGGCUGGCAUUGGUAAAAACCCAAGGAAACAAUCCUCUCGAGUGCCUUUGGCACCACCAGAAGAUUCAGACCAAUCCGAUAAUUAUGCAGAACCUAUUGACACUAUUUUUAAACACAGAGGUUUCACUGAUGAUAUCUAUGCAGUUCCAGAUGAUAGUCAGAAUCGUAUUAUUAAAAUCCGAAACUCAUUUGUUAUAAAUGCCCCAGGAGAUGAAGAAAAUGGAUUUUCUGAUAGAAUAUCAAAGAGUCAUGGGGAAAGAAGGCCAUCAAAAUACAAAUAUAAAUCCAAGACACUAUUUAGCAAAGCAAAAUCUUACUACAGGAGGACACAUUCAGAUGCAAGUGAUGAUGAGCCUUUUACCACAUCGAAAACAAAAAGAAAAGGAAGACAUCGUGGAAGUGAAGAAGAUCCACUUCUGUCUCCAGUUGAAACCUGGAAAGGUGGCAUUGAUAACCCCGCUAUCACUUCAGAUCAAGAGUUAGAUGACAAAAAAAUGAAGAAGAAAACUCACAAAGUAAAAGAAGAUAAGAAGCAGAAAAAGAAAACUAAGGCAUUCAAUCCUCCAACCCGUAGAAACUGGGAAAGUAAUUACUUUGGGAUGCCCCUACAGGAUCUGGUUACACCUGAGAAGCCCAUACCACUGUUUGUUGAAAAAUGUGUGGAAUUUAUUGAAGAUACAGGGCUAUGCACUGAAGGCCUCUACCGUGUUAGUGGGAAUAAAACUGAUCAAGACAACAUUCAGAAGCAGUUUGAUCAAGAUCAUAAUAUCAACCUAGAAUCUAUGGAAGUGACAGUAAAUGCUGUGGCAGGGGCUCUUAAAGCUUUCUUUGCAGAUCUGCCAGAUCCUUUAAUACCUUAUUCUCUACAUCCAGAGUUGGUAGAAGCAUCAAAGAUCUUGGAUAAGACAGAACGACUGCAUGAGUUAAAAGAAAUUGUGAAGAAAUUCCAUCCUGUGAACUACGAUGUCUUCAAAUUUGUAAUAACUCAUCUAAACAGGGUUAGCCAGCAAAAUAGAACCAAUCUUAUGACUGCUGAUAACUUAUCAAUUUGUUUCUGGCCAACUUUGAUGAGACCUGAUUUUGAAAACCGAGAGUUCCUGUCUACCACCAAGAUUCACCAGUCGGUUAUAGAGACCUUCAUUCAACAGUGCCAGUUUUUCUUUUACAAUGGAGAGAUUAUAGAAACCUCCAACUCUGUGGCAUGUCAGCCACCACCAUCCAACACAGUGCAGAUGGUGGAACCAAUGGUACCACUUCAAUUACCACCACCAUUGCAACCUCAGCUGAUACAACCACAAUUACAAGCAGAUCCUCUUGGUAUUAUAUAA